Molecule: messenger RNA, 2388 nt
Organism: Eruca vesicaria subsp. sativa (arugula)
Lineage: Eukaryota; Viridiplantae; Streptophyta; Magnoliopsida; Brassicales; Brassicaceae
Source: the annotation of a GenBank genome assembly
AUGGCCGCACUUGCUCCUCCGACGCUUAGCAACGGCAAAGAUUGUUAUGGAGCUUUGAACAUCUCUUCUUUCGGAAUCUUGGAAACCUAUAAAAUUCCGAGUGUCAUCUUCGGAUACGCAUUGCCUCUACUUGAGAUACAAAUCAUUCUCAUCUUUGUUCUCAUCGUCUCUUCUCAUAUGUUCCUUAGACUUAUGGGCAUACCACAGUUCGUUUCUUACAUGCUCGCUGGUUUUAUCCUUGGACCUCACCUGCUAAAUUUGCUUGACUUUUCUUCGGACCGGUUAUCGUUGGAUGUCGCUUUGGACGGGAACGUAACGUUGGAAGGUGUGGCCAAGUUCGGGAUGAUAAUGUUCACGUUCCUAAUGGGCGUCAAGACCAACAAAAGAGCAGCGUUUCAAACUGGAAAACGACCAAUUGUGAUCGCGGUUUCGUCCUUUGUCGUGACAAUGGGCACGGGGAUGGCCUUCAGAAACUACCGUAUCGACAAGGCUGAUCCUCUCUAUAUGCCUUUGAGGCUGGCUCCAACAGAACGCACCGUGAUUGUAGCGAUUCAAGCGUUAACGCUGUUACCGGUGGUAACCCACCUCAUACAUGAGCUUAAGAUUCCGAACUCUGAACUCGGCCGCCUAGCUAUAUCUAUCUCCGCCUUCAACGAUCUCCUCGCUUUUAUCAAUCUGAUGUGCGUCUCCUACGUUGGAACUUACAGGUACGUAUCACCGAGAACAGCCAACCGUGAUGCAGCGGCAAUGAUCAUCUUAGUGCUUGUGAUCAUAUUCAUCAUCAGACCUACGGCUCAACGAAUAGUCAACAUUACCCCAGAUGGCAAGGAAGUACGGAAACUCUACUUGUACGGAACAAUCAUGUCAGCAGUCGCCGCGAGCAUUUACACAACGUUUUUCAAUCAAAUAUACGUUCUAGGAGCCUUUAUGGUUGGGAUGGCGAUCCCAGACGGUCCACCUCUGGGGUCAGCUUUAGAGGCUAAAUUCGAGAGUUUGGCUACAAACGUAUUUUUCCCCAUCUCAAUCGCGGUUAUGACCAUGAAAGGUGACAUUAUAAGGGUAUUAUAUGCGUUCGAUGACAUAUCGUUCAACAUAUUUCUGGUUGGUUUCACAUUGGUUCUGAAAAUGAGUGCCUCUUUUGUACCUUGCUUGAUCUUCAAGUUACCUACUAGAGAGUCCAUUAUCAUCGCCAUGAUUAUGAACUAUAAGGGUUUUGUUGACCUAUGCUUCAUUGAAGGCGCCGUAAAUAAAUGGAAUUUGUCACAAGCAACGAACACGUUCUUGAUGAUGUACGUGUUACUGAACGCAGGGAUUUUACCUACCAUCGUGAAAGCAUUAUACGAUCCAAAGAGGAAGUAUAUUGGAUACGUAAAGAGAGACGUUAUGCAUCUGAAACCAAACUCUUACCUUAGGAUUCUAACUUGUUUGCACAAACCAGACAACAUCUCAGGCAUGAUCUCGUUGCUUCAACUGCUUUCUUCACCUCCCAACAACGAGAACAAAGACAAAGGAUCAGUUAUCGCGGUCACGGUGUUACACCUCGUGAAACUCGCGGGACGUGCGUUUCCCAUCUUAGUACCACACGACAAGCGAUCUAAGCCGCGUUUGCUUCAAAACUCUUACAUACAAACAAUGAUGCUCGCGUUCAACGAGUUCCAACAAACGAAUUUGGGAACUACGAGUGUUAACUCCUUCACAGCUUUCUCUCUUGAGCAUCUUAUGGAUCAAGACAUUUGUAAUCUCGCUUUAGACCACCUCACGUCGAUGAUCAUCGUCCCUUCUGGACGAAAAUGGUCACCUGAUGGAUCAUAUGAAUCUGACGAUAUAAUGAUCAGACGUGUGAAUAUUUCUCUCCUUGAACGUGCUCCUUGUUCUAUUGGCGUGCUCAAUAACCGAGGGCAUCGUAACUUGAAGAGCAAGAAAAGUAGUAGUGGUACGGUUAAAGUCGGUGUGAUCUUCAUUGGUGGUAAAGAUGAUUGGGAGGCUCUCUCUAUUGCGAAAUGGCUGAGACAGAACCCUAGGGUGCGUCUCACGGUGAUCAGAUUCUUGUCCGGUCAAGAACCAGACAAGUCCAAGAAUUGGGAGUACCUUGUUGAUAACGAGGUGUUGAAUGAUUUGAAAGCAACAUGGGCCUCCGCCAUAAAUUUCUCCUAUACGGAGAAGAUAAUUGAUAAUGGUCCUGCUGUGGCAACAGCCGUUAGAUUAGCGGCCGAAGAGCAUGACUUGAUGAUUGUAGGGAGAGAUCACGACGAAGAUUCACUGGAUUACUCGGGUUUGGUGGAGUGGAUGGAGCUUCCGGAAUUAGGAGUCAUUGGAGAUUUGCUUGCAUCUAAAGAGCUAGGAACUAGGGUUUCUGUUUUAGUUGUUAAACAGCAGCAACAAACAUGA